GCCCCCGGGCCCAGGGGGGGACAGCGCGGCAUCUUGGGCGCCGGGACCCCCGCUCGGCCGGAGAGUUUGCAAACGCAGUUUGGAGUUGGAUUCCGACAGCAGCAGGAAAAACCUGGCCCUCUCCCCACUUUCGUGCCCCGCUCUCUGUCUCCAACCCGGCACCCCCAGUUCCUCCAGGCCCUCCUGCCAUGUCGGACCCAGACGUCCCCAGGGGCCCUGAGGCCCCGGCUAUGUGGCCUCCCUGUUCCAGGGGUGCUUGAGCCUCGGUGCGGAGCCCCGCUGCCCCUGCCCACCUCGGCCUGCCCGGAGCCCUCGGGACGAUGAGUGGAGGGAAGAAGAAGAGCAGCUUCCAGAUCACCAGUGUCACCACGGACUAUGAGGGCCCUGGGAGCCCAGGGGGUGCCGAGCCCCCGACCCCUCCGGUCCCCACCCGGCCCCCACCCCGCCUGCCCAAUGGAGAGCCUAACCCGGAUCCAGGGGGCAAGAGCACCCCCCGGAACGGCUCCCCGCCGCCCGGGGCCCCUGCCUCCCGUUUCCGGGUGGUGAAGCUGCCACACGGCCUGGGAGAACCUUAUCGCCGAGGCCGGUGGACGUGUGUGGAUGUUUACGAGAGAGACCUGGAGCUGCCUAGCUUCGGCCGGCUUCUGGAGGGAAUCCGGGGGGCCUCGGGGGGCACGGGGGGCAGGUCACUGGAUUCCAGGUUGGAGCUGGCCAGCUUGGGCUUGGCCACCCCGGCCCCACAGCCAGGCCUGUCUCAGGGCCCCACCUCUUGGCUCCGCCCGCCCCCCACCUCCCCCGGACCCCAGGCCCGCUCCUUCACGGGAGGACUGGUCCAAAUGGUCGUAAGCGCAGGCAAGGCCGUGGGGGAGACGCCCCCGCUCUCAGCCUCCCCACCCCACCUUCGCCCCCCAGAGCCUGGGAUCCGGGACAUUGAGGGCACAUCCUGGGCCUCCAUGCCCCUUCCCUCGCUGAGGGUGGAAGUGGAGCCAAGGACCUCAGCAGUCGGGACUCCACCGCUGUCCAGAAGGAAGGAUGGACCCUGGCAGCUGGGGAUGGAGUUGGUGGCUCCGGAGGAGACAGGGCAGGUGCCCCCACUCGACUCCCACCCCAGCUCCCCAGCCCUCUACUUCUUCCCUGACGCCAGUCUGGUUCACAAGUCCCCAGACCCCUUUGGGGCGGCGGCCCAGAGCCUCAGCCUGGCUCGCUCCAUGCUGGCCAUCAGUGGUCACCUGGACAGCGAUGAUGAUAGUGGUUCCGGAAGCCUGGUUGGCAUUGACAACAAGAUUGAACAAGCCAUGGACUUGGUGAAAUCCCACCUCAUGUUUGCGGUCCGAGAGGAGGUGGAGGUGCUGAAGGAGCAGAUCCGGGAGCUGGCCGAGCGGAACGCCGCACUGGAGCAGGAGAACGGGCUGCUGCGUGCCCUGGCUAGCCCCGAGCAGCUGGCCCAGCUGCCUGCCUCAGGAGUCCCGAGGCUCGGGCCUCCUGCGCCCAACGGGCCCUCCGUCUGAGCAGCUUCCCUACCCUCACAGUGUGCCUUUGGGGGCUGCCAAGGCUGCCGGGCCUUGUGCCAGCUGCCCGCCCCCUCUUCCUAUGCAGCUUUAAUGCCUCCUGAUCCCCAGGCUGGGAGUUCAAGGCUCAGUGUCGCCGGUCCCCCAGCCCUAUCCACAUUUUCCCAUAGUCCCCAGGGUCUGGGCUAGGGUGCCUGCGGGCCUUGGCAGAAGAAGGAGGGCCCCAGGAUGGGGUGUUAAAUGGCACCCUCCUCCAUGAGGGGUUCCAGCCUGUCCCUCCCCCCUCCCCUGUGUCAUUGUUCUGGGACACCCUCACCACCCCCCAACAUGAGACGGCUUGAGGACGUUGGAGGAUCCCUGGCAGACAUGGUCCCCCCACCCCAAUGCCUUGUUCCCCAGCAGUGCCCCAUCUCCUUGGCCCAGGGGAGGGAGUAUGGACAGUAUCUGAGAGUUCGGGGAUUCAGGUUGUUAUUAACAUAAUAUAAUUAAAAAAUCUGAAGAAACUUGAA
This is a messenger RNA of Echinops telfairi (small Madagascar hedgehog), 2017 nucleotides long. RefSeq names its product TSC22 domain family member 4 (gene TSC22D4). The transcript is spliced from 5 exons. Lineage: Eukaryota; Metazoa; Chordata; Mammalia; Afrosoricida; Tenrecidae. The coding region runs from base 321 to 1508 and encodes 395 amino acids. Gene Ontology annotation, biological process: regulation of transcription by RNA polymerase II; response to osmotic stress. The record is from RefSeq and is a predicted model, not a curated record.